Messenger RNA from Sesamum indicum (sesame), 3444 nucleotides. NCBI's taxonomy places the organism in Eukaryota, Viridiplantae, Streptophyta, Magnoliopsida, Lamiales, Pedaliaceae. The record is from RefSeq and is a predicted model, not a curated record.
UGGAAGAUGAAAUAAUAAUAAGAUUGGAGCCCAAUUUUUAAAAUAUAUUGAAAUUUGAAUUUAAUAAAAUAUCACACAAAAAUAAUCAUUAUUCAUUAUUAUUAGGAUAGACGAAAAGAUGCGCGUCGCCAUGUCGUCUUCUUCACCACUGUCUCUUCCCUUUUCCUCAUCCACCAUUGCUCAAACUCACCACCGCAAGUACUCCGCCUCCGUACUCCCCACCGCCGCUGUACCGCCGCAGUUCACCCAGCAACAAUCAUGCACUAGUUCAGACGACUCCAGCCAUAUCGGUCAUAACUCACCUCCCAAGCCCAAAACCAUCCGCUUCCGUUUGAGCCAGCUGUGCAGAGAAGGGCAGCUCCACCUUGCCCGCCAAGUGUUCGAUGCUAUUUCCCAACCAACCAUUGUUCUCUGGAACACUCUUAUCAUUGGCUACGUUUGCAACAACGUGCCCCAUGAGGCAAUAUCUUUGUAUUCCCGCAUGUUUCGCACCAUCAAUUCCGCUGAUGACCGAAAGCCGGAUGCUUACACCUACUCCUCGGUUCUGAAGGCUUGUGCCGAGACGAAGCAGCUUUUGAUAGGUAAAGCUGUGCACUGCCAUAUUCUGCGUUCCAAUGUAUAUCCUAGCAGAAUUGUUUACAAUUCUUUGUUGAAUAUGUAUGCGACUUGUCUUUCGAGCUUGGAGAGUGAUUUGGUGAAGAGAGUGUUUUGGACUAUGCGUAAACGGAACGUGGUUUCUUGGAAUACUAUGAUUUCUUGGUACGCCAAGACGUGUAGAUUUAUGGAGGCAUUUAGACAUUUGCUGCUGAUGAUGAAAUCGGGUUUUGGACCAACUGUUGUUAGUUUCGUAAAUGUUUUUCCAGCUAUUUCUGCUUUAGAGGAUAUUGAGAUUGCUAAUAUGGUUUACGGGAUGGUAAUAAAAUUGGGAGGUGAGUAUGUUAAUGAUUUAUUCGUUGUGAGCUCUGCCAUCACCAUGUAUGCAGAUCUUGGCUGCCUUGAGUUUGCUAGGAAGAUUUUUGACAAUUGCUUGCAGAAGAAUGCACAUGUUUGGAACACUAUGAUUGGUGGUUAUAUUCAGAAUAAUUGCCCGAUUGUUGCACUUGAACUAUUUAACCAGGCAUUGGAAGAACAAGAUUAUAGUAAUAUAGAUGAUGUGACUUUUCUGUCAGCACUAACUGCAGCUUCAGAGUUACAACAGUUGGAUGUUGGCCAGCAACUACAUUCAUAUUUAAUAAAGAGUUCUUUGGUUUCUUCUGUUAUUCUGCUCAAUGCAAUCGUUGCUUUGUAUUCAAGGUGCAACUCUAUUAGAGAUUCUUUCAAGGUUUUCAGUGGAAUGCAGGAAAGAGAUGUGGUUUCCUGGAAUACCAUCAUCUGCGCUUUUGUACAGAAUGGCUUCGACGAUGAAGGGUUGAUGCUUGUGUAUGAGAUGCAAAAGCUGGGGUUUGCAAUCGAUGGCGUGACAAUAACUGCUUUACUUUCUGCGGCAUCAAAUCUUAGAAAUCACAAAAUCGGUAAAGAGACCCAUGCUUAUCUGAUCAGGCACGGAAUUCAGUUCCACGGAGUGGAGAGUUAUCUCAUAGAUAUGUAUGCAAAAUCAGGUUUAACACAAGAUGCACAAAGAAUCUUCGAUGGGAAAUGCAAAGGGAACAAUGAUCUGGCUGUAUGGAACGCAAUGAUUUCGGGAAGCACCCAAAAUGAGUUGGUCGAACAAUCCUUGAUUAUCUUUCAGCAGAUGCUGAUGGAGAAUAUCAUGCCCAAUGCUGUGACCUUAGCUUCAAUUCUUCCGGCAUGCAGUCAGUUAGGAAGUAUAGCUCUGGGAAAGCUGCUGCAUGGUUUUGCCAUUCGCAAUUUCUUUGAUGAAAAUGUCUUUGUGAGCUCGGCACUGGUUGACAUGUACUCAAAAUGCGGUGAAGUUGUUCAUGCAGAAAGAGUUUUUCUCAAAUCUGCUGAGAGAAAUUCUGUCACUUACACCAAUAUGAUAUUGGGAUAUGGUCAACAUGGAAUGGGGCAGAAAGCUAUUAGGCUAUUUCAUUCUAUGAGAGAACUUGGUGUUAACCCUGAUGCUGUUACCAUUGUAGCAGUGUUGUCUGCUUGCAGUUACUCUGGUUUGAUCAAUGAAGGCCUUGAAAUAUUUGAGUACAUGGAGAGUGAGUAUGGGAUCAAACCCUCAACAGAACAUUAUGCUUGUAUUGUGGACAUGUUAGGAAGAGUUGGGAGGGUGGUUGAAGCAUAUGAUUUUGCUCAAAAAUUGGGUAAAGAAGGUAAUGUCUCAGGAAUCUGGGGAUCGCUCCUUGCUGCCUGCAAAAUCCAUCGAAACUUUGAGUUGGGAAAAGUUGUUGCUAAUAAGCUGCUUGAUAUGGAGGGAGCAGAUAGGAUUACGGGUUAUCAUGUUCUCCUUUCUAAUAUCCAUGCAGAAGAGGGGAACUGGGAACAUGUGAAGAAUGUGAGGGAAGAAAUGCUAGAAAGAGGUCUGAUGAAGGAGGUUGGUUGCAGUUGGAUUAAUAUUUCUGGUUAUGCUAACUGUUUCGUAUCAAGAGACAAAAAGCAUCCCCUGUGUGCUGAGAUAUAUCAACUGUUGAACCAUUUGUCUGCCAACUUGAAGGAUGCUGGUUAUACACCUCCUUUUCUAUCAAAUGAAUGCUAGACUCACUGUCUCAAAGAAAGAGACCUUUUCCCUCCAGUUCCGUAGAUUAGAUGGAGUCAGCAAGUGGCAGAUGGAUAGCCAGCUAGAUCAUUCUCCUGUUAUUGCUUGAGAGGUUCCACAGACACAGGGAAUCCAACAAUACAUGACUGAUUAUUGGCACAUUGACUGGCUUGGAUUUUCUCCAUUUAGUCAUCUAUGCAACUGUUGCAUCAAUCAGAAAGGCCUAACAAGAGAUUCCAGACUCCAUCCCAGAAGCAACCGGAAUGGCCCAGCUCUUCGGGUAGGCUUUGCUGAAAUUGCACGACAUACACCACAGGUUUUGUACUAUCAUAUCUGAGAUAAGAACGAUAUUCUUCAACUCUUACGGUGAUGAAGAGUUUGAGAUAUGUGGACAGCAAUGCUGGGACGACCAAAAAUAUUAUAGACCAAACUGCGGAAGUGGAACUGCAACAACUUUACAGACUUGUCACUUGAUGCUGGGAACACCACCAGAAGGGCCGAUGAUGAGUGGGAGAGCACCUUAACUUAUGGAGUAUUCUCCGUAGUUACUGCUCAUGAUUCAGGACAAUAGGAGGCAAGCUCUCUAAUUGCGCUGUAAGUUUAUCAAAUUUAGAGUAUCCACGCACAUCAAAUGUAUAUAUAUUAAGAUAAUGCCCAUACUUGAACACCAUAGUCCACCAAACUUAAUUUCCACUUGAUGAAGCUUAUAAGCUAGCACUUGCAGACAACUACAAUCUUAAGGAUAUACUUGUAAUUUUGCAAAGGACAAUAGAUAUUUAUGUAAUUAAAUAUAAUUUUAA